GAGGUUCUUCCUGGAAUUUGGAUCGGUGGCUACACUGCACUUGAAUCCCAAAAAUUCCUGAAGAAGAAUGACAUUACGCAUAUUCUAUCUAUGGGACAUUUUGAAUAUUCUUAUCCUUCAGCAGAGUAUGACAACAAGAUCAUCCGAAUUUCGGACAAUCCUGGUGCUAAUAUUAUCCAGUUUUUCCCCGAGACGUAUGAAUAUAUCAACAAUGCAGUCUCCAAUGAAAGGCAUAUUUUGGUUCACUGUUUGGCUGGAGUCUCACGUAGCCCAACUGUCGUGACCGCUUAUCUUAUGAAGAAACGGAGACUACGACCAAAAGAAGCGCUCGCGAUCAUUGCUCAAAGCCGACCUUUUAUUAACCCAAACAAAGGUUUCAUGGAUCAAUUAAAGCUUUAUCGAGAA
Molecule: messenger RNA, 405 nt
Organism: Phycomyces blakesleeanus NRRL 1555(-)
Lineage: Eukaryota; Fungi; Mucoromycota; Mucoromycetes; Mucorales; Phycomycetaceae
Exons: 2
Biological process (GO): protein dephosphorylation
Cellular component (GO): cytoplasm
Molecular function (GO): protein tyrosine/serine/threonine phosphatase activity
Source: RefSeq, a predicted model, not a curated record